AUGGGUUUUAACCUAGAAAAGGUCUGGGUCCAUCCCUAUGUACGUUACACUUUCAGUUAUUUUUGUAGGUCAAUAGGUUUUUGGUCUCGUCAUUACUGCCCGAAUGACAUGCAUUUUGAAUACAGCUCUCAGCAGUGUACAACAGACAGUCUUCCACCAAAUACAGUUAGAGAAGCAAAUGAUCUAUUACAACUAGCAAUUUUAAAUGGAAGUUGUGCACAUGGAGAACAAUGCAUUGGUGGAACGGUUUGUGAUCCUGUUCAACAGCGAUGUCUUUGUCCUUAUGGAACUGUUGCUUUGUUGGAAAAUCUAUUCUGUGCAAAAUUGAUUCCACCGGUGGGCACUACCCUUCAGCAACAAUUUUCGUAUGGCGGUCAAUACUAUUCUUCACAAGUUCCAUUAUCUUCACAGGGAACUUCAACAUCAUCUCCUCUUAAUUCUUUAGUCCCUAUCGGUUCAUAUUGUGAUCAAGAAGGAACAUGUGAUGGAGGGUCUACAUGUGUCAAUUCUGUUUGUGUCUGUCCUGCAAAAACAAAAAAUAAUGGAAAUAAUUGUACAACUUCAUUAUCAAAUUUUUCAAAUAUUCCUUCUUCAACUUCUGGACAGCAACAAUUAACAAAGGAAUUGUUUGGUCAAAAAACGUUUUUUAGAGCCAAACUGGGCGAACAAUGCAACGAAUAUUUAGGCCUUUUCUGUGCUGAUCAAGGCUCGUUAUGCUUUAAUGGUUAUUGCCAAUGCAUUCCUCCAAUGAUUGAACAACAAGGACAAUGUCAGAUGCCUCCAACUAGGGAAGCUGGUCCUGGAGAGCUCUGCAAUUCUGGACAAGUCUGUGUGGGAGGUUCUGUAUGUAAUCAACAAGUUCCACUGUGUGUGUGCCCCAAAGAAACUGAACUGGUCAAGGGAAGAUGUGUGGAAAGGAACUUGGAAAGGGCUUCUAAAGAAGAAAAAAUUGAAGAAAAGGUUAAAUUUUUGUUUGAAAAAAAAAUUUAA
This is a messenger RNA of Meloidogyne enterolobii, 990 nucleotides long. Lineage: Eukaryota; Metazoa; Nematoda; Chromadorea; Rhabditida; Meloidogynidae. The record is from the annotation of a GenBank genome assembly.